Messenger RNA from Calypte anna (Anna's hummingbird), 3384 nucleotides. RefSeq names its product centromere-associated protein E-like. Gene Ontology annotation, molecular function: microtubule binding; plus-end-directed microtubule motor activity; ATP binding. The record is from RefSeq and is a predicted model, not a curated record. Gene Ontology annotation, cellular component: microtubule. Lineage: Eukaryota; Metazoa; Chordata; Aves; Apodiformes; Trochilidae. Gene Ontology annotation, biological process: microtubule-based movement; mitotic cell cycle.
AUGUCAAAACAUCGCUGGAGUGGACCCGAGAGGGACAGAUCGUUUUGCCCCCUAAUGCAAGACUAUUUGAUUCAAGAAAGGGAAUUCCUCCUGAGGGUUUCUUACAUGGAAAUCUACAAUGAAACCAUUACAGAUUUGCUUUGUGAUAUCAGGAAAAAGAAGCCUCUGGGAAUUCGGGAGGAUGUUAAUAGGAAUACAUAUGUGGAAGAUCUGAUUGAAGAGGUGGUGGUUUCCCCUGAACAAGUUAUGAAAUGGAUCAGAAAAGGAGAAAAAAAUCGCCAUUAUGGAGAAACAAAAAUGAAUGAACACAGCAGCCGUUCUCACACCAUCUUCAGAAUGAUCAUUGAAAGCAGAGAAAGGAGUGACCCUGCAAGUGCAAGCUGUGAUGGAGUAGCCCACCUAUACUUGGUAGAUCUGGCAGGCAGUGAAAGAGCUAGUCAAACAGGAUGUGAAGGUGUCUGACUGAAAGAAGACUGCAAUAUAAAUAAGAGCCUGUUCAUUCUGGGUCAGGUUAUCAAAAACCUUCGUGAUUACCCUUCUGGGUUUAUAAAUUACAGAGACAGCAAACUGACUCGAAUUCUGCGGAACUCCCUUGGAGGCAAUGCUAAGCCAGUUAUUAUUUGCACAAUUACUCCUCUUUCUUUUGAUGAGACACUCAGUACUCUUCAGUUUGCCAAUACAGCCAAAAGAAUGAAGAACAAUCCAAAAGUCAAUGAGGUACUGGAUGAUGGUGUCCUUCUGAAGAGAUAGCACAAGGAAAUUCUGGAUUUGAGGCAGCUGGAGGAAGUGUCUUUGAAGACUCAGAUUCAUGCAAUGGAAAAAGACCAACUGGCCCAGCUGCUGGAAGAAAAAAAUUCCCUCCAAAAGGUGCAGGAAGAUAGGAUAAGAAAAUUAACUGAGAUGCUGGUGACCUCUGCUUCCUUUUCUUCAAAACAAAAUGCUGAAGUAACUAUGCUAGAGAAUUCUGAACACGACAAUCAAUUUCUGAUGACUACUGAUCAAAUUUCAGAGGUGAAAUGGACUGCUGGACCUAACAGGAAUUUGACUCAGAAAGACUUUGAAGAAUCUGUGCAGCUCUGUGAAGCAUUAGCACUGGAAAAGGAUAUUGCUGUAAAUGAGGUCAAUGCCCUGCAAGCAAACUUUAAUAGCCUAGUAUUGGAAAAUGAGCAGUUGAAAUUAGAAAUAAAUGAAAUGGAGGAGAAACUGAAAGAAAAAGUAGAAAUCGAUGAAUUUGAAGCGCUGGAAAAACAAACACAAAAAGAUUAUGAGAUAGAACUAAUGCAUGAAAUUACCAGCUUAAAGAAUCUAGUUUCAAAUGCUGAAGUGUACAAGGAAAAACUUGAGACAGAGAGAAACUCCAAAUUGGAGCAGCUGAAAGAAAAAGAGAACACAAUAAAGAUGCUACAGAAUCGUGUGGCAGAGUUGCAGAAAGCAGGAGCAGAAAAGAGACACAUCUUCUUCAGUGUUAAAUUAGAAGGAGAUUCUAAAAAGCUCAUUGAGGAAAUUUAGCAGCUGAGUAAAUCCCUCAUAGACACUGAAGCCAUAGCCUUGGAUGCCAAAAAAGAGUCUGCUUUUCUCAGAAGUGAAAAUUUGGAGCUGAAGGAAAAGAUGAACGAAGUCUUAAAUGAUUACAACCAAAUACAAAAGGAUGUUCAACUCUAUCAAAGACAAAUAGAAGCAGGAAAAGCCAGCUACAAAAAAAUGCAAGCUUACUUGCAGAAAGAGUUGCAGUCUGUGUUUCAAGAAAUCAUAAGGCUGACUUCACUGAUGGAGGGUAAAGUUCCCAAAGAUCUGCUUUUUAUUGGUGAGGUGGAAAAAAAGGCAGCUGACUUAAAAGAACUAGAAGAAGCACUGAAAGAGAAUGCACUUCUACAAACGAAUGAGCUAUCAGAAUUUCAGAAUCUGUCAAAUACUGUUGAGAUGCAGCAGAAAGAGGUAAAAAAAAAAAAAAAAAACAAACCCACACCUCUUUUCCUUAUUCCUACACUGUACUUGACUGGUGCGUUAGUGAACUGGACGAAUAACCAUACUAAUGCAUUGAAACAGGUCGUCCGUAAACUGGCAACCGGCUAUGCGGAUCGACGGGAUGCCACUCAACCCAUCGGAAUCUGGGCUCCCCUUAACAUUGUCUCCGACUCACAAUAUGCAGUCGGAGUCGCGAACCGCAUCGAGGAUGCUAUUAUCAAGCCGGUACAAAAUAAGCGGUUACUGGAACUCUUCUUUAUGCUAAAACGCCAGGCGAUAGUGGAAAUAGCUAAUCGCACCCUGAAGGCGUAUCUACAAAAACAAAAAGACAGCAAAAACAUGGACCCGCAGAUGCGGCAGAGCAAGGUGCUUUUUACAUUAAAUUUUCUUAGCCCAAGCCGUGAUUCGCAACAACCCCCUGUGCUGCUGCACUACUCAUCCCAGAAGAUCAACCGCAUGCCAGACGUUCAAAUUAAUUACAAGGAUCCAUCGACAGGUCAGUGGAUUCAACAGUUAACUGAGAUGUUGAAUAGUGUAUCAUGUGAAAAAGACCAGUUACUGGCUGAAAGAACUAGUCACUCUUCCCAACAUAAAGAACAAAUAUCAUCAAUAAAUCAAGAAAAAGAAGAGAUACAAAAGCUUUUCCAGGAUGCCAGGUCUGAGCAGGACCAGCUCAAGACAGAAUUGCAAAAAAAUUCUGAAAUGUGCCUGGAAACAAAUGCUAAACUGGAACAUGCUCUGGAACAACUGAAGCAGAGAAACCUGAAUGAUAUGUCCAUCCAGGUGAACCUACUGGACAAUGCUGAGCAGAUGGUUGAUGACAGCCUGAAGGAAAAAACCUUGAAAAUUAAGGAGCUGCUUGAGAAAUUCCCAAAUCUGGAGAAGAGGUAUGAAUGUCUUUCUACAGUUUCUCUUAAUCUGAAGUGUGAACUGGUCAGUCAGAAAGCACUGAUUGCUGCCAUCAAACAAGUAAGACUUCAAGCUGCAAAUGAGAAAAUAAACAGUCAUCUCCAGAGCUUAUUGAACAAACUGAAGUUUCUGUUCAGUCGUGUUUGCUCAAAGAGAAUGCAAUAUCAUACUGCUGUUAACAAGUAUAAAAUGGAAUUGUUUGAGGAGAAGAAACAAGAUCAGCUACGAGCUCAGAUUCAGUGUCUCGGGAAGAAUAAUUUGAACCAGAAUGAAAUAUCUUCUCAAGAGUUAAACAGGAGUGAAGCUCUGCACAGUUUGCACUUGGAUGCAGAGAGCAUUCUCAAUGAUGUAUCUGAAAUGGAAAGUGAGCUUCUCAGCAUUGAAGCAGAGUUGCAACAAGAAGACUGUGCUCCACCACGUCGCUGCGCACCUAGCCCGCCAAGCCUUCUAUGUGGUCCCAGAGCCUACUCCAGUCCCCUCAUUUACUGCCAUCAAGCAAGGGAUGAAUGA